ACAAAAUAGUUCUUACAGCCCACACAACGACAGCCGCAUAGUCAGCUUGUCAUAUCUACUCAGACUGCUGUAAAAAUUUGGCAUAAAAUCCCAGCACAACUUCACGAAACCCCAUCUCUUGAGAGCUGAAGCAUCACAAGCUGUCGUUGCAAUAACAGGGCUUCAACAGCCCCUUCUGAGGAGGGCAGAAGGGGAGAGACAAGAUGUCUACUACUUUAGGUGCAUUCGUAGCAGGUGGUAUUGCAGCUUGCGGAGCAGUGACGGCUACACAUCCCUUCGAGACUGUCAAGAUCCGCAUGCAACUGCAGGGCGAGCUCCAAGAAAAAGGCCUCCAACCCAGAGCGUACAAAGGCCCCUUCCACGGCGUCUCAGUAAUCGUUCGGCAUGAAGGACUGAAGGGCAUCUACCGCGGAAUCGGCGCAGCGUACAUCUACCAAAUGCUCCUCAAUGGCUGUCGCCUAGCCUUCUACGAACCGAUACGACACUCCCUCACAAGCGUCAUCUACACAGACCCGACUACACAAAGUCUAGGAAUCAACAUAUUCGCGGGCGCAUCGUCGGGCAUUUUGGGCGCUGCGGCAGGAAGUCCGUUUUUCUUGGUGAAGACUAGGUUACAGAGCUUCUCGCCGUUUGCACCGGUGGGCACGCAGCAUGCAUACAAGAAUGCAGCGGAUGGGAUGAGACAGAUUUUCAAGGCCGAGGGAGUGCCAGGGCUAUAUCGAGGAGUAGGGGCCGCGAUGGUUCGGACCGGGUUUGGGAGUUCCGUACAACUGCCGACAUACUUCUUUGCUAAGAGGAGACUUGUGAAGCAUUUGGGGAUGGACGAAGGACCAGCGUUACAUCUUGCGAGUAGUACAGCUAGUGGGUUUGUGGUGUGCUGUGUUAUGCAUCCACCUGAUACAAUCAUGUCUCGAAUGUAUAACCAAGAUGGCAACCUUUAUAAAGGUAUAUUUGACUGUCUAGCGAAGACAGUAAAGACAGAGGGUGUCUUGGCUAUAUACAAGGGCUUCCUUCCCCAUCUGGCAAGGAUCUUGCCCCAUACCAUCUUGACGCUCAGCUUGGCGGAGCAAACGAACAAACUGAUGCGCAAGUUUGAGGCUAAGGUCCUCCCUUCUUCGAUCAAAAACAAUGUCUAGAUCAGACAACUUGUUCUAAUUUAAAAUAGGAUGAAGUGGUUCGUCAUCCUGUUGUAAAUAUUGAACCUCUUUUGAC
This is a messenger RNA of Hyaloscypha bicolor E, 1212 nucleotides long. Its product is annotated as mitochondrial oxaloacetate transport protein-like protein. Bases 204 to 1136 code for a protein of 310 amino acids. The record is from RefSeq and is a predicted model, not a curated record. NCBI's taxonomy places the organism in Eukaryota, Fungi, Ascomycota, Leotiomycetes, Helotiales, Hyaloscyphaceae. Gene Ontology annotation, biological process: transmembrane transport. The transcript has 4 exons.